Colletotrichum costaricense is the source of this 1095-nucleotide messenger RNA. RefSeq lists its product as uncharacterized. The record is from RefSeq and is a predicted model, not a curated record. NCBI's taxonomy places the organism in Eukaryota, Fungi, Ascomycota, Sordariomycetes, Glomerellales, Glomerellaceae. The transcript is spliced from 3 exons. The coding region runs from base 1 to 1095 and encodes 364 amino acids.
AUGAAGACGUCGUCGCUCCUUCCCGCCGUCUCGGCGAUAUUGGCUCUCGUCGACGCGCAAACGACCGCGACAUCGACCUCCAGCGUGCAGGCUCCUCGAGUCACAUCAUCCGCUAGAGCUUUCUUUAUCUAUGAUACUCAUCCGACCGGGAGUCUCGAAGCAUCUGUCGUUGCGUACGAGCGCGAGACGGCAACAUACCAAGUUGUGUGCCCAACGGCCGAUGCAGCCUGCCAAAAGGAGGGUUACUGGCCGGCCAACGUCACCCACAUUGAGGGCUCUAGCUGGGUCGGAAGUAAUACGGCCACGUCCGGCAUCGUGAAAUAUUGGGACUGCCGGCUCGGCACUGGCGGCCGUCCCGUGAUUUCAGAUCAGUAUGGACGGUGCCACGUAUCAACGUCAACCCCCUCGCUCAGGACCGGGACUAUGGAUGAGGAGCUCGCCGUCAACACAUGCUUCGUGGAGGCGCGCUCUGUCGUUGUGGCCAUUACUGCAGGAUUGGAGAAGGUUGAGGCAGUCCACCGGAUACUCACGGAAUCCGAUGCGACCGGAACGUGUUCGCCCUUCACAAGCCCUGCGCCUUACACCGGUUCUCUUGUCACGGGGAGCUCAAGUUCGUCGUUACCUGCGGAGACAGGUGCCGCAACUGGUACGGGAACGGGUGCGGGAACGGGUGCGGGAACGGGUGCGGGAACGGGCUCGACGACAGGUGCGGCAAGUGGCACGGCAACAGGCACGGCGGCGACUGGUGCGGCAUCGGGUGCGGCGACUAGUGUAGCUUCGAUCAUCAUUGCCGCCAAUAAUAUGGUAUACCGCCGCGUGCCAAAGGCCAAUCUACCCCGCGAUCCUGUGACAACAUCCGAGAAAGGUCGAGACUGUGCGCGCGAUGCCGCAGCCGCAUGUGAGCUUCGGGCCGGGAGGGAUGAAAUGUCAGCCGGGCUUCUUGACAGCUUUCUGUCGUCGGAAACGCGCCGCGCGAGACAGACAAGACAGUGGCAUGACAAGGCAAGGCUGCGUUUGUUACCCCGCCUGUUCGAACUUUGGAUACGAAUGCUUCGGGACGUCCUCCUCUGGACUGUUGCCGGGCGCAGGGAUUAA